Messenger RNA from Salmo salar (Atlantic salmon), 1726 nucleotides. Lineage: Eukaryota; Metazoa; Chordata; Actinopteri; Salmoniformes; Salmonidae. The record is from RefSeq and is a predicted model, not a curated record.
GAAAAUGGUAAAACAAAUAAUUAUAACCCUUGAAUGAGUAGGUGUGUCCAAACUUUUGACUGGUACUGUAUAUCUCAUGAAUGUUUUUACAUUCAGUUACAUGAAGUCACUUUCUUACCACUUCUUCCAUAGGCAAACAUGUAAGGAAAGCUUUUUUUAACUCAAAAGGGAUGCUGCCAAAAAUGUAUUGAAUUCAAAUGGAUUUACCCAGCCUACAAAGCACUACAGCCACUCUGUGAUGACCAGUUCUGCUCUUUUAUUGAGGGAUCUAGUCUGGAUUAAACCUCAUAGGAAGACAGUUUUAUCUUGUGGAGAUUUCAUUCAGGUCUCUGUUUAAUGGGAUUCUCUGUUUGUCUUUGGCAGGAGAGAAACCAGACUCUCACUCUGACAGCGGGAAGAGUCCUUCAGGGGAACCAGACCCAGAGACGCCCAAACCAGCGAGACAACACCACUGCUCCCACUGUGAAAAGAGUUUUUGCUGGUUAAGGAACCUAAAACUGCAUGAGAAGACACACACAGGAAAAAAGCCUUUCCAAUGUUCCCAGUGUGGAAAGAGUUUUACCAUGUUAGCUAACCUGAAAAGGCAUGAGAGAAUACACACAGGAGAAAAGCCUUAUCACUGUUCCCACUGUGGAAUGAGUUUUACUCAGACAGGGCACCUAAAAUCUCAUGAGAGGAUACACACAGGAGAAAAGCCUUUCCAAUGUUCCCAGUGUGGAAAAAGUUUUACUAAGAAAGGGCAAUUAAAAGAGCAUGAGAGAAUACACAAAGGAGAAAAGCCAUUCCAAUGUUCCCAUUGUGGAAAGAGUUUUACUCUAAUAGGAAACCUAAAAAAGCAUGCGAAACUACACACCGGAGAAAUGCCUUUCCAAUGUUCCCAGUGUGAAAAGAGUUUUGCCGUGUUAGCUAACCUGAAAAGGCAUGAGAGAAUACACACAGGAGAAAGGCCUUACCACUGUUCCCACUGUGAAAAGAGGUUUAUUCAGUUAGGGGACCUAAAAGCUCAUGAGAGAAUACACACAGGAGAAAAGCCUUUCCAAUGUUCCCACUGUGAAAAGAGUUUUAUUCAUUUAGGGUACCUAAAAGCUCAUGAGAGGACACACACAGGAGAAAAGUCUUUCCAAUGUUCCCAUUGUGAAAAGACUUUUAGCGUUUUAGCUAACCUGAAAAGGCAUGAGAGAAUACACACUGGAGAAAAGCCUUAUCACUGUUCCCACUGUGGAAUGAGUUUUACUCAGACAGGGCACCUAAAAGCUCACGAGAGGAUGCACACAGGAGAAAAGCCUUUCCAUUGUUCCCAGUGUGGAAAGAGUUUUACUAAGAAAGGUCCGUUAAAACAGCAUGAGAGAAUACACACAGGAUAAAAGCCUUUCCAAUGCUCCCAGUGUGGAAAGCGUUUUACCUGGUUAAGCAGCCUGAAGGAGCAUAAGAAGACACACACCAAAAAAGCCCUACCACUGCUCUCUCUCUGUGUGGAAGGACAUUUUCCCAGUCACAGAACCUGAAAUCACAUGAGAGAAUAAAGGCGCUGUGUUCUGACUUAUAUUUUUGACUGAGAAUUUGUGUUUUUGUUUAUGCCGCAUGAAAUAAUAUUGUUUAUGAUUAUACCUGUCUAUAUAAGGUCCCACAGUUGACAAUGCACGUCAGAGCAAACACCAAGCAAUGAGGUCGAAGAAAUUGUCCAUAGAGCUCCGAGACAGGAUUGUGUCUAGGCACAGAUCUGGGG